CCCGAUCCCCGAGGAGAAAAAAAAAAAAGAGCGACCUCUGGUUGGAGACCACCGGAUCGGGCAGGCAGCGCGGACGGCGACGUCAUUGUUUUUUCAAAGGCAGACCGUCGACCGUCGUUUUGGCGGUCAGACAGAUAGCAACAGUUGUCACGAUGUCUGAGAUCAGAUGAGGCGAGAGCAGCGGAGUGAACAUUGCGGCGCUGCUGUGAUCCGGGGCCGGGCGGGAUAAACGUGUUGCUGCCGCGUCCCGCCUGCAAUGAUACAGCCGUCUUAAUCACCUGGGACAGCGACGGGUGUGUGCUGUGCAUCUGUUUGUCAUCCUGGGCUUUCGGCGUCAUUCAGCUCGCCAGCCAUCCUCCGCUUGUGUCGAGGUUUUGUCUGCGGGUGAGGUGAAUCCAGACAUCAGGGCGGGCUCAUGUUCCGCUCAGCAGCUAAACGGGCUGUUGCGUCUGCAGAGAGUCAGAGCUGACGAGCCUGCUGAGACACACGGAUAGACAGGCAGGCAGGCAGUCAGGCAGGCAGGCCCAGAGACAGACAGGAGCGAGGGGAGGGGGGCGACAGCCUGUUUCGGCUCUCUCGACCCUUUGCGGAUCGAGCCGAGCCCCCUCCUGUUUCCACCCUAACCCCCACCCAUUUGCCUCCCGCUUUGGAUGGGGGGAAAGCAGAGCACGGCGGGGCGGCCCCGGGGUGCUUUUCCCGGUGUCUCUACGGAUGACAGCGCGGUGCCACCCUCGGCCCACUUCGGCCAUUACCGGCCGAGCGGCACCAUGGGCCUGCGGAGCCGCUCGGUGAGCUCCGUGGCCGGGAUGGGCAUCGAGCACAGCCCCGCCGUGCCCUUCGGCUUCUACACCCCCAGAGGGACGGACUCGGAUCGAGCCGGAGGGGGGUCAGGGGGCACUACCGCCGCCCCCCACGGUACCGGCUACCAGGACACUGGGGGUGGAGGGCACCACACGGACGGGGUGCUCUAUCUGGGGUCCCGGGGGUCGCUGGCUGACACCUUGCCCCUGCACAUCGCACCCCGCUGGUUCAGCGCGCACAGCGGAUUUAAGUGCCCUGUCUGCUCCAAGUCUGUGGCAUCCAAUGAAAUGGAAGUUCACUUCAUCAUGUGUCUAAGCAAGCCUCGCCUCUCCUACAAUGAUGAUGUGUUGGCGAGGGAUGCCGGUGAGUGUGUGAUCUGUCUAGAGGAACUGCAGCAAGGGGACACCAUAGCCAGACUGCCGUGCCUCUGCAUCUACCACAAAAGCUGUAUAGACUCAUGGUUUGAGAUCAACCGGUCCUGCCCCGAACACCCCUCUGACUGACUGACCACCAGGCCCACUAUGAAUACCGUUCAAGGACAUCUCAUGGUCCUGCCAUGGAUAUCUUGACACAGACGCAACCAAAUCUGAUGAAACAAUCAAAGCGAUCAACACAUACUUAUCCAGACAGAAUCCAUCAUCCUAAACAAGAUAAUUAUUCCUUGUGAAUUGAACCCAAAAAAUGUGACUGUCAAACCAUUGUACAUUCAAGGGCCACUCCGAGCCCUAAAAUAUGCGUCUGCUGAAGAGACUGCUUUCCCCCCAACCACCCUUCUUUCCCUCCCCUCCCACCUCUCCAGGCUACCAGUCCCUUAAAGGGCUUCAUCCGCCUCAACUCGCCCUCCCACCCAAGUGGCAAGUUGCCUCCCUGACAUGCUCAGGUCCUUGCAGGCCUCCAUCAGCUAGCCUUCCAUCUUGCAUCUGGAUUCAGGCCUGUCAGCCGUUAGUGUCAAGCCCUCCCAUGGCCUUAACUGGGGAAAGAAGAGGAAGCGCAGCAGGGAGGGGGCAGGAGGGACGACGAAGGAAGCCACACGAGCAGGAAGAAAGGAUGAGAGGAAAUGAGAAGAAGGAGGAGGAUGAGGAGGAGGAGUUCACCGAUGAAGUGAGGAUUGUUGAGCUGCAGAAGUUUACUUUAAAAUAAGACUUUUACAUUAUAUGGCGGGCCUCUCAUCUCACAACAGGAUUCCAACUUGGUGACGUCCUCUCAUAACAGACUGGAUCCUGGUGUACUUCUUUCUCAUAGUUCCUGCCUCAGUUCUGUGCCCUUCCUCGCCAAUUUGACUCAUAGUAAUCAAAUCAAAAAGUCCCCAAAAUAAUUCUUGGAUCGGGUUUGUGUACACCUGGGGAGGCAGGGAGGGAUUAAAAAAAAAAACCUCACAAACUGGGAAGUAAGCUUGUCUAUGUAAAGGACGGACGGAUGGGGGGGUGGAAAGAUGGACUGAGGGUGCAGAGGAUCGAUCUGAGCAUGCUCAGUUCUGAUUGGGCGUGAGGAAGAGGCCAGCAGUAUAGUUUACGCUCCUACUGUGUAACAUGUGUGUUUGAGAUGCUCCAUUGUCAGGCUUCACCUGGUAUGUGUAUGUACAUUAUAUGUGUGUGUGUGUGUGUGUGUGUGUGUGUGUGGGAGAGAGAGAGAGAGAGAGAGAGAGUGUGAAAGGUCAGUGUAGAGGGCUGACUGGGACAGUGCUGUGUGUGUCUGUGUAUUGAAAUGUUUACAGUCUAGAUGUCCAUGUUCCCUGUGUGUGCGACUGGCAGUCCUCCCUUUACUUUGCUGAUGUUUACAGCUACAGAGAAGCAACAUGACAUACUGUAAAUUACGCACCUAACCUCUAUCGGUUCUUUCUUUUUAGAUCUGCCAGAUUUUUCACGCGAUCAUGAUGAGUCAUUUUCUCGUGAGGGAGUCUCGAGAGUGUGAGAGUGUGAGUGUCUCCGUGCAUACGACUGUUUGUGCAUGUGUGUUUGAGUGUUCUAAAGGCGCCUCUUGGUCUACACUACUGUUGGUUCCCCAUAUUGUGUUUUUGCUAGAGUAGGUCUGGCUGACUGACUGAGAUGCGAGCCACUCAGACCCGAAAAAUGGACUCUGUAGUCCCACUGUGGAUCCACAGGAUGGGGCUUAUUUAUUCAUUUGUUCAUAUUUAACAAUAUUUGUUUAAUAUUCCAAUCAUGUCAGGUGUUACCCACUCUUCAGAAUGCCAAGAGCUGAUGUAUGAAGACUUCUACAAAUCAACAUACAAACAAACUGCAUUUACAAAGCUACUGUAAACAAAUGGUGGAAUAAAUCGUGCUAGAUGACUCUA
This is a messenger RNA of Centropristis striata (black sea bass), 3094 nucleotides long. RefSeq names its product zinc and ring finger 1 (gene znrf1). NCBI's taxonomy places the organism in Eukaryota, Metazoa, Chordata, Actinopteri, Perciformes, Serranidae. The transcript is spliced from 5 exons. The coding region runs from base 651 to 1304 and encodes 217 amino acids. The record is from RefSeq and is a predicted model, not a curated record.